Molecule: messenger RNA, 1599 nt
Organism: Rotaria sordida
Lineage: Eukaryota; Metazoa; Rotifera; Eurotatoria; Philodinida; Philodinidae
Source: the annotation of a GenBank genome assembly
AUGUCUAAUACAAUGAUACCUUGGCUUUGUUUAUUACCUGUGGAAAUUCUACAUCAUAUAUUUGAUUGUCUCGAUGCAUCAACAAUACUAUUUUCAUUACGUUGUACUUGCCGAAGAUUAAAAACAAUUGUUGAUAGUUAUGAUCGAUAUGUUCUUGAUUUUCGAUCGAUAUCGAAGUCUGAUUUUCAAUUAUUAUGUUGUUUGAUUAAUCCACGAAAAGUUAAAUCGUUAAUACUUUUUCCUAAAGAUGAAACAUCAGAUCAACUUGAAUUAUUUAUGACAUAUUUUCGUAUUCAAGAAUUUACUCGCCUUCGUUCAUUAACUUUAAUUGAAAUUGAAGAACGUCAAUUGAAAGUUCUUUUAAAACGUUUUUGUAUUCCUUCAUUAACUUCAUUUUCAUUUAAACUUGGAAAAUAUGAUGAUCGUCGUACAAAUACAACAGCAACACUUCUAUCAUCUAUUAUUUCACAAGCAAAUCUACAUCAUUUAAAUCUUGAACUUCGCUCAACGCGUCUAGAAAAAAUGAUUUGGCCUGCUCAAUGUUUAAUUAAAUAUUUAAAAAUUGGUUCGUGUGAUGAAUUUUCUCAGAUUUUUAUAAUUCUUCGAUGUUCACCUCAUUUACAAACAUUUGUUAUAAAAUUUUCAAGUUAUGUCGAUGAUACAAUUAUCUCAUUGGAUUCUUUUCGAACAUCUUUCCAACAAUUAACUUCACUAACAUUAGAAAAUCUCCGUGCGAAUGUUAAUAAUCUUGAAUUAUUGCUUUCAUUGAUGACUUCAUUGACUUAUUUAAAAUUAAUUGGUUUAGGACAUUUUUUAAAUGGUAAUCGAUGGGAACAAUUUAUUCAAACAAAUCUACCAUGUUUGAAAAAAUUUGAACUUUUCGUUCAGGAAUGGAAAGAUGUUGAUUAUACUUCAGUUGAUAUUGAAGCAAUUAUAGAAUUAUUUCGAACAUCAUUUUGGAUUGAACAUAAAAAAUGGUUUUUCACAUGUGAAACUAUUGAAUUAUGGCCACGAGUAAUCAAACUCUAUUCUAUUCCACUUUGUAUAUCUACGUUGACUUAUGAACCUGAAUCUAAUAAAAUAUCAUCAUCAACUUUUUAUUCAAUAAUUAACAACGAUAUGUCAAUUAUGGAUAAUAUUGAUACAAUUGACUUUAAAUUUUCAAAAUUUACGUUGGAUGACAUUCAACAACAGGCUCAUCCAAAUAUAAUAACGGAUCUUAGUAGUUUACUUCAACAAGCAUGUAGUCUUACUUCAUUAGACAUAUGUUGCAACUAUGAUAGUAGACGAUCAAAGUUAACUGCACAGGACAUAUAUUCAAUGACACCAUCACAUGUUAAACAUUUGGCAGCGUCAAUCAAAAAUUUAAAUGAAGUUAAAAUUUGUCUCACAAAACUCCAACAUUUAUUAACUGCUAGAUUCUUCUAUCGGAGUAGUUCAUUUUCGAAUGUAGUUGUCGAAUGGUUGGAACAAGAGAAAGCUGGUUCAUCAUACUUUGUAGGUGCUGUUUUUACAAAAGUAUGGCUCGUACAAAGUAAUAAUCAAUUUAAAUUAGUCAGAAUUGGAAAUAAACGUAUUAAACUCACUGUUGAUCAUUAA